This is a messenger RNA of Solanum stenotomum, 888 nucleotides long. RefSeq lists its product as uncharacterized. Bases 1 to 888 code for a protein of 295 amino acids. NCBI's taxonomy places the organism in Eukaryota, Viridiplantae, Streptophyta, Magnoliopsida, Solanales, Solanaceae. The record is from RefSeq and is a predicted model, not a curated record. The transcript is spliced from 4 exons.
AUGCAUCCUGGGGGUACAAAGAUGUACCAGACAAUCAAAGAACAUUAUUGGUGGAAUGGUAUGAAGAGAGGCAUUGUGGAGUUCAUUUCCAAAUGUUUGGUUUGUCAACAAGUAAAGGCAAAGCAUCAGGUCCCAGUUGGUUUACUACAACCCUUGUCGAUGCUGGAAUGGAAAUGGGAGAGAAUAAUUAUGGACUUUGUUUGUGGACUUCCUCACACUCAAAGGAAUCAUGAUGCAAUAUGGGUGAUUGUGGACAGGUUAAACAAGAGUGCUCACUUCUUAGCAAUUAGGAUGGAUUACUCACUUGAGCAUUUAGCCGAAUUCUACCAAUCGUCUAUUGGAAUGCGUCCCUAUGAAGCCUUAUAUGGAAGAAAAUGUCGGACCCCUCUUUGUUGGAGUGAAGUUGGUGAAAGAAAGCUUGUUGGUCCUGAAAUUGUGCAACAAAUAGAGGACAAGGUAAAAAUUAUCAAGGAUCGUCUAAAGAUUUCUUCAGAUAGACAAAAGUCAUACGCUGAUCUUAAAAGGCGUUACAUUGAAUAUCAAGUUGGAGAUAAAAUACUUGAAAGGGUUAGACCAGUUGCAUAUAAAUUAGCUUUGCCACCGGAGUUAGACAAGAUCCACAAUGUCUUCCAUGUCUCUAUGCUCAGAAGAUAUCGUUCUGAUCCAUCUCAUGUUCUUCCAGUUGAAUCUAUUGAGGUUAAUCCUGACUUGACGUAUAAUGAAGAACCUAUCCUAAUUCAAGCUCGAGAAGUAAAACAACUUAGGAACAAGAGAAUCCCCUUAGUAAAGAACAGUCACAGGUUGGCGAGUGUGCAUGGAUUACAGGAAGCUGAACAAGUGGACCUUGUAGGAGCAAUUCCCAAUGUCAUUCAUGGAUCAGAUGCUUGA